Messenger RNA from Suillus fuscotomentosus, 2266 nucleotides. RefSeq lists its product as uncharacterized. NCBI's taxonomy places the organism in Eukaryota, Fungi, Basidiomycota, Agaricomycetes, Boletales, Suillaceae. The coding region runs from base 97 to 2187 and encodes 696 amino acids. Gene Ontology annotation, biological process: regulation of actin filament polymerization. Gene Ontology annotation, molecular function: actin filament binding. The record is from RefSeq and is a predicted model, not a curated record. Gene Ontology annotation, cellular component: plasma membrane; cortical actin cytoskeleton; actin filament. The transcript is spliced from 15 exons.
CUGAAACGUCCCUUCAUCACCAAUUCAUCGCAAACUGGUCCUUCAAAGCUUCACGGUUGAAGAGCUGCAUUGAUCAGUAUACUAGUGUCAGCUCCAAUGUCCUUGCAGGUCAACUUAUCUAGCAAAGAGAUCAGCGAGGCAUACCAAAAUGUCGUUGCUGGCAGAAAUAUAGAUUGGGUAAUAUACACAUACGACAAGGGUGGAAAUGACCUCAAAGUGCAGGCCACUGGCAAUGGUGGGCUUCAGGAACUAGAAGAGGAAUUCUCAGAUGGACGAAUGCAGUAUGCGUUCGCACGUGUCAUAGAUCCUAAUAGUAAACUGGCCAAGUUUGUACAAAUCAACUGGUGUGGAGAUGGUGUACCCGAAGCCAAGAAGGGUCUAUUCCACACUCAUUCCAGCGCUGUUGCAAAGUUUCUUCGCGGUUCUCAUGUUGUGAUCAGUGCUCGCAACGAGUCCGAUGUUGCCCCUGCGCUCAUAAUGAAGCGUGUCGAGGCUGCAUCUGGGGCAAAGUACUCAGCGCACAACGAGCAGGCGCGUAAGUUCGAACCGAUCGCCCCUGUAGGUACGAGCUACACGCCUGUUGGGCGCCCCGAUAUCACUGCCAUGCGCAACGCGCAGCCCCCAUCGAGGAAUGUUUCAUCGUCCGCGCCUUCAGCAUCGAGACCGGUUACGACAUCGUCGUUCUCUAAGCCUGCGAUACCCACUGCGCCGCGCCCUGUUGUUGGUAGCGCUGCUUCUGUACGACCUGCUGGUACAGGGAAAGCCCCCGCUGAUGCUUGGGAAGAAGAAGUGCCUUCUGUAUCGGCGCCUUUGCCGCCUCCGCCUGCUGCGUCACGUCCGCCGGCCAUACCCAGCGCUUCAAGGCCUGCUUUUUCUUCUUAUGCUGGCACGACUACUGCACGCUCUACUCCUGUAGCUCCUACUACCUCGCCUGCCGUCCUUUCCUCCAGCGCUCCCGUCAAACCUGCAGAAGAAGAUCGUAUUGCCCCAGUAGGUACCGCGUGGACCCCGGUCAAACUCACACCGGGUAGGCUGAAAAAUCCGUUUGCACAAUUCGAGCAACAGCAGCAAGCUCCUCCACCGCAAGGUAUUGCUGGUGGACCAAAGAAAAUUCCCUGGAGCGAACGCCAACUUCUAGCGAAGAAUCAAGCAAAGCUAGAUGAGCAACGAAGUAAACAGGCUUCGUGGCAAAGCCCCGCAUCUACAGGCUCAAGUAGCAGUCAGACACAGGGAAGGUUUGGUGCCAAAGUUGCUUCUGCAGCUAUAGGUGGUGCAGUUAUCGGUGCGACUGGGGCUGCAUUAGUAAGUGCUACAGAGCCUGAGCCUCGGGCAGAAUUUGCGAUUCCUCCCCCACCGGCUCCCCCUACUUCGACACGUCCGCGAUUUGUGCCGCCUCCGCCUCCCGAGCCAGAACCAGAGCCGGAAGUAGUAGAGGAGGAGGCUGCUCCGCCGCCGCCGCCGCCGCCACCACCACCACCACCACCAUUUGCACCUGCACCCUUGGAAGAAGAGGAAACGGGACCGCCGCCGCCGCCGCCGCCACCUCCACCACCACCACCACCACCACCACCACCACCAUUUGCAUCUGCGCCCAUCGAGUUGGAAGAAGAGGAAGCGGGACCGCCACCGCCGCCAUCACCUCCGCCACCUGUAGCCCAGAUGCAGGCGCUGAGUGUAGAGCCAGAGCCAGAGCCCGCUCCUGCGGGCCAGGGUCUCUGUGCCGUGGUGCUGUAUGAAUACGAGGCUACGGAAGAUAAUGAAAUGAACUUGGAGGAAGGUGAACUUAUUGAGCAGAUCGAACAGAUUGAUGAAGGUUGGUGGAGUGGUGUUAGCCAAGGCGGCGAGAAGAGCGGGUUGUUCCCUGCAAAUUAUGUGGAAAUUGUGGAGCAAUCUGAAGAAGAUGCUCUUCCUCCUCCACCACCACCGCCGCCGCCGCCGCCGCCACCACCGCCAGCUCCGGCAGCGCCGCCUGCUCCCGAACCUGAACCUGAGGUCUCUGCUGCCGACGAGGGCAUUGUAGCAGUAGCUCUUUACGACUAUGAAGCUACCGAGGACAAUGAAAUAUCAUUCCUUGUGGGUGACAGGAUUGUUGAAAUCGAGGCAGUUGGUGAAGGGUGGUGGCAAGGCAAGAACCCACAGGGCGAUAUCGGAAUGUUCCCUGAAAAUUACGUCGAACUACAAGAAUGAGGAAUAGGUGCCAGCGAUUAUGGUCUGUCUUAUAAAUUCUGAGCAACUACAAUUACGUGUAUCAAAUGGUGAAUCGAGC